AUGGCGACUUGCAGGACCUCCAUCAUCUUGACAAUGCUGCUCAGUCUCCUUCAAGUCUCAGCCAGACCUGCGUCGGAGACGCCGACACCGACGCCGACACCGCAGCUGUGCUCACCACUUGGCCAUCCGGAUUUGAAAUGCGGAGAUCGGUUUACUUGCGAGAAGGGUUGGCCUUCGGAGACGGGCAAUUACGGGCUGAACAAUCUCACUGUGAAGCUCAGAGCUCGCGACGCACCUCUACGGGUGAUCUUGCUCGGUGAGAACGGUACGAAAUUCGCAAACAACGAACAUCCAAGCUAUCAACGUCGAUCACCCGUUGCCCCCCAGUCUCAAGGCUCUGAAGGCGCCUUGGUGGUCGGAAUGCCAGGACUCGUGAUCGGGCCUCAGUGUUGCCGACCGACGGUCGAAUGUUACAAAUUUUUCAACGACGAGGUCAAGCUCGAUGGCGUCGAUCAUAACGGUCGUCUCUUGAUAGACGACUUGAAUGACUGGAAAAAGGCAGAAUGUUGCAUGUCGGAUUUCCAGCAGUCCCAAUCUUGGUGUUUAUUUCCUCCCGCUCGAAAUCGAUGGAUCGAGUGGCAUGAGCCACCGGGGUGCGCCGACGUACACUGA
This is a messenger RNA of Fonsecaea multimorphosa CBS 102226, 612 nucleotides long. RefSeq lists its product as uncharacterized. The transcript has a single exon. Lineage: Eukaryota; Fungi; Ascomycota; Eurotiomycetes; Chaetothyriales; Herpotrichiellaceae. The record is from RefSeq and is a predicted model, not a curated record. Bases 1 to 612 code for a protein of 203 amino acids.